AUGGUGCUGAGGCCGCGUGACCUGCCGCCCAUCACUGGAGGCAUGUGGGGCAUCAUUAUUGCAUGUGGUGCUGAGGUGUGGCAUUCGAUGCUGAGGUGUGCCAUGCGUGCUGAGGUGUGGCGUGCGGUGCUGUGGUGUGGCAUGAGGUGUGGCAUGCAUUAUGGUCGGUGUUGGAGCGGGGUGGUGGAUGGCAUCAGCUUCCAUGCGCAUGAGAGGAAAGGGGAGAGAUGUGUGGUGGAUCAAAGAGGUGUGUUGCACGCCCGAUCAAGAGGUGUGCUGCCUGGCCCGGUCCCUUCCCUUCCUUUCCCCUCCCUCCACGCCCAUCCUCUUCCCUUCCUUUCCCCUCCCUCCAUGCCCAUCCUCUUCCCUUCCUUUCCCCUCCCUCCAUGCCCACCCUCUUCCCUUCCUUUCCCCUCCCUCCACGCACAUCCUCUUCCCUUCCUUUCCCCUCCCUCCACGCCCAUCCUCUUCCCUUCCUUUCCCCUCCCUCCACGCCCGUUCCCUUCCGUUCCCUUCCCUUCUUCCCAAGUCCCCUCCCAACCCCCUCCAAUCGUUACAUUCACUUCCAUUCGCUUCCCUUGUUGA
This is a messenger RNA of Closterium sp. Naga37s-1, 585 nucleotides long. Lineage: Eukaryota; Viridiplantae; Streptophyta; Zygnematophyceae; Desmidiales; Closteriaceae. The record is from the annotation of a GenBank genome assembly.